AGCUCAUCCUUGCAGACGAAGAUGGCGCCCAUUGCUUCUUCGAUUCAAGAGCGUUUCAUUUCUCGUCUAGCCGUCACUUCUCACCGGAACAUUUUACCGCCAAAUGCCACGCAUCUCUCUUUUCAAUCUUCUAUUCAAGUUCUGGGGUUCCGUGCUCAAAUUGUGACGGAGAGGAAGGGUCGGUCGUCGUUUCUGCGAACGGCUGCCGUUCGCCUUUUGGUCGGGUCCGUUACCAGGACCGAAGGCCUUCGAUUCGCCUUGGCUAGUCUUCCCUAGCUGUUUAUGCAAUUUCACUUCCUUUUCUGAAAUCUUUUGCAUUCGAUUUCAGAAAUCUACUUUGCCACAGUUAAAUUGGCCUUUUGACAUUUUUGAAUUGGUCAGUUGUGUUGUUAACUGCUGUGAAUUGAUGCAUUUCUUGUAGAAGUUGGUUGUUGUUGUGGAUUGAUAAGUUGUGCUUAUUUCUGAUUUUUAUACGUAAAUUAUGGCAUACCAGUUGGCUUUAAGUAUGAGAAUUUAUUGGAAUUUUGAUGAAGGUUGAGGCACGGUUCAAUGAGAUUGUGACAAAGCAGCUCUUGGAGGGGAGCUGUAGACACCUUCAAGAAGCACUUAGUCAGAGAAGAAGACAUUGAUAUGCGAAACUACCCUGUUUAACCUUUUCUAAUAGUGUUAUAAUGGUUACGAAGUAUGUAUAUGAGUUUGUUUGCUAAUUUUGAGGUUACUACUGUGUGCAUCGACAUAGUAACACAUAAUUGUGGCCAACUGCUGAAUCUUAAUUUUUGAGAUUUUGAGAUCAUUUUCUUGGUUCUCUUCAUCAGGUUGUCUGGGUUCCUGGUAGUUUUGAAAUUGGUAUUGUUGCAGAAAAGCUCGGGAAGUCUGGAAAGUAUCAUGCAAUAUUAUGCAUUGGGGCUGUGGUAUGAUUUCUCUUGCAAUUCCUGUUGAAGUUUUGUCAUAUAAGUUUUGAAUCUGGUCACUGUGAGAUACUUUCUAUUCCUCUGGUAACUAUAUGCUUGCUUGCUGGUCUGCCAUAAUCUUUGACCCUUUUAUUGUAAAUAGAUAAGAGGUGAUACAACUCACUAUGAUGAUGUUGCUAAUUCUGCAGCAUCUGGGGUGCUUUUUGCUGGGUUAAAGUCAGGUUGGAAUUCAUGUUUAACAAUUGUUCUUUGAAUUAGUUUCUCUCUCUCUGCAAUGUUAAUAAGGAAAUUGUUGUGUA
Molecule: messenger RNA, 1210 nt
Organism: Rubroshorea leprosula
Lineage: Eukaryota; Viridiplantae; Streptophyta; Magnoliopsida; Malvales; Dipterocarpaceae
Source: the annotation of a GenBank genome assembly